AUGGAGCGUUUGAAGCUCGGGCCGACGAAGUUGUGGACGGGAUUGGUGUUGCAUCAUAAGGAUGUGUUUGUCUCGCAUGUGAUUCCGAAAUUGAACGAGACGGAUCGGAUGUUCUUUUCAAAGGUGAAUAGUGCGAGUUUGGAUGUGCUUAAGUAUGCCGGGGUAAACGUAUGCGAAUUAAAAUGGGUUAUGUGGGAAUGUACAUCUAUUUCGACGCUGGAAUGGGCGUGGAAUCACAUGUGCUGGGGACAGAAAUUAGAAGAUGGAACGGUGAUGGAUCAAGCCUGCUUUUGCGAGAAUGUUGCUACAACGAACAAACUCGAGUUUCUCAAGUGGGCGAGAGAAGUGAAACAUUGCGAGUGGGAUGAAUGGUCGAUUAAUCAGGCAGCAUUUAAAGGUAAUCUCGAGAUGUUGAAGUACUGCUUCUCUAACGAGUGCCCGUGUGAUGAAGAAGAGUCGUGUAGACAAGCUGCUAUGGCAGGACACCUCGACUGUCUUCGAUUUCUUUUCGACCAAGUGGAACCUUCGCGAGAGACGGAGAAAAACGCGGCACUACUAGCGGCAGUAUAUGGUCACAUAAACAUCUUGAAAUAUCUUGUUGAAGAAAGAAAGAUAUCUGAGGAGGUAAAGAGCGAGUGCGUGUACACCGCUGCAAAGUAUGGCGAACUCGAUUGCCUCAAAUACUUAGUCGAAGAGGCGAAAGCGCCUCUUAACGACUGGAGAGACAUCGCUUUCGCUCGUUACCACGAGCACCCCGAUUGCGAAAACUACUUGCUCGAAAAAGGGUGCCCAGAACCGACGGACGAACAAUACGCUGAAUUUGUCGAGAGUCUGAGAAGAUUGAGAGAUCAUUGA
Molecule: messenger RNA, 855 nt
Organism: Bathycoccus prasinos
Lineage: Eukaryota; Viridiplantae; Chlorophyta; Mamiellophyceae; Mamiellales; Bathycoccaceae
Exons: 1
Coding region: 1-855 (284 amino acids)
Molecular function (GO): protein binding
Source: RefSeq, a predicted model, not a curated record